AUGAUGGACUCGAAUACCCAUAUCCAAAAGCCAUGUCCGACAGACUACAAUCUGGUGAAGAAGUCGCCGCAUCCAUUUCUGUGUUCUAGCGAGAGGCAUCGCCAAGUUAGCCAACUCAUGCGUGAAGUCCUCAUCUAUAAACGACUGCAGGCUCACCGGCGACUGAUUAAGAUGAUAAGCUAUUCAUGGUCCGCCGACGAGAUAGAUGGCUACGUGAUAUUCGAGUAUAUGCGAGUCGGCAGCCUCGAAGCCUAUCUUGCCUCUGACGCCGUGAUCACACAGUCGCAACAGCUGGACUGGUGUCUUCAAGCCACCGAGGGUAUUGCGUUUCUUCACAGCUCUGGUGUCAUUCAUGGCGAUAUCAAACCAGAAAACAUGGUUCUCGACGACAGCAUGUGCGUACAAAUCAUUGAUUUCUCUGGAUCUUCUAUCGAUGACCUUCCGCCGCUUUGUCUGGAGAGCACAAGGUACUUUUUACCGCGCCCUGAGCCGGCCUGUAACGUACAGACCGAUAUUUUUGCUUUGGGGUCUUCCAUCUAUCAUGUUAUGCAGCGUGCGCCUCCAUUCGAAGAGCUUGAUAUCGAUGAGAUAGAGGAGCGCUACAAGCGACAAGAUUUUCCAGAGCUUAUAAACGUGUUUUGUGGAAGCAUCAUUGCAGUGUGCUGGAGGUAA
Molecule: messenger RNA, 672 nt
Organism: Beauveria bassiana ARSEF 2860
Lineage: Eukaryota; Fungi; Ascomycota; Sordariomycetes; Hypocreales; Cordycipitaceae
Product: protein kinase, putative
Exons: 2
Coding region: 1-672 (223 amino acids)
Biological process (GO): protein phosphorylation
Molecular function (GO): ATP binding; protein kinase activity
Source: RefSeq, a predicted model, not a curated record